CAGCGGUCAUAAAACCCAGUGUAGAAGCGCAGCCAGGAAGGGAGGGCGCAUUUUCUGGACCAAAUUUGACGGACAACAGGCUUUCACAAACUCCAUACCAAGAUUGUCAACAGAGAUGUCUUUUAUAUUUGACUGGAUCUACAAGAGUUUCAGCAGUGUCCUGCAGUUAUUAGGGUUGUACAAGAAGACUGGGAAGCUGGUUUUCCUCGGACUAGACAAUGCCGGAAAAACAACCCUUCUGCAGAUGCUCAGAGACGACAGGCUGGGACAGCAUAUGCCUACAAUGUACCCAACAUCUGAAGAGCUAACCAUAGCUGGAAUGACGUUCACCACGUUCGACCUCGGAGGUCAUACUCAAGCCCGAAGGAUCUGGAAGAAUUACUUCCCAGCAAUAAAUGGAAUCGUCUUCAUGGUGGAUUGUGCUGAUCAUGAACGUCUAGCAGAGGCUAAAGCUGAAUUGGACGCGGUGUUAACGGAUGAAACCAUUGCUAACAUCCCGGUUCUGGUCCUGGGGAAUAAGAUAGACCGUCCAGAAGCCAUCAGUGAGGAUGCACUCAGAGGAAUGUUUGGUCUGCAUGGACAUACAACUGGAAAGGGUAAGGUGUCCCUCAAGGAGCUGAACUUGAGACCACUGGAGGUGUUCAUGUGUAGCGUGCUGAAGAGACAAGGUUAUGGAGAUGGUUUUCGUUGGCUUUCUCAGUAUAUUGACUGAUUAUGGUCCCUUGUUUUAGCAUUGAUUGGACAUGGUUGCUGCCUGUACACACAAAAACAUGUUGCAGAAAACUACCUGCAUUAAGCAUAGAUCUUAAGUAUGCCCAUUCUGGUAAAAAGGAUUUUACGGUAC
Cyprinodon tularosa is the source of this 844-nucleotide messenger RNA. RefSeq names its product secretion associated, Ras related GTPase 1Ab (gene sar1ab). Bases 116 to 712 code for a protein of 198 amino acids. The record is from RefSeq and is a predicted model, not a curated record. Lineage: Eukaryota; Metazoa; Chordata; Actinopteri; Cyprinodontiformes; Cyprinodontidae. Gene Ontology annotation, molecular function: GTP binding; GTPase activity. The transcript has 7 exons. Gene Ontology annotation, cellular component: endoplasmic reticulum exit site; COPII vesicle coat. Gene Ontology annotation, biological process: intracellular protein transport; endoplasmic reticulum to Golgi vesicle-mediated transport; membrane organization.